AUGGGAAACGUGUCUCUGCUCAGCACGGAUGAGCCUGACACCACGGCUUCGCAGGGGCUGGCACAGGAGGAUGAUGGCUCUGGAAGCGCAGACGAGCAGCUCCUGCCGGCGCCGCUGAGCCCGGUGUCUUCUGAUGCAGAGGCAGUUGAGGACAGCAGGCCGCUGGAAAGCGUAGAAGACGCUACCACACCGUCUGUCAAGAGAGCAUUGUCCACGGCUCGCGCAGAGAACACGAAGCGAAGCAAAGCAAGCCAAGGAGAACAUAUUGAGCGAGAGCUAGUGGCCGUCAGUGAUGGUUUGCGUGCCAUCGGUGAGCGCAUAACUUCCAGCACUACUGAGCAGAACAAGACAAACGAAAUGUUGAACGCGAUUCGUGAACAAACGAAUUCUAUUCAAGCACUGCUUCAAUUCUUGAAAAACAAGGACAACUAG
Phytophthora nicotianae INRA-310 is the source of this 432-nucleotide messenger RNA. RefSeq lists its product as hypothetical. Lineage: Eukaryota; Oomycota; Peronosporomycetes; Peronosporales; Peronosporaceae. The record is from RefSeq and is a predicted model, not a curated record. The transcript has a single exon. The coding region runs from base 1 to 432 and encodes 143 amino acids.